Ostrinia furnacalis (Asian corn borer) is the source of this 1058-nucleotide messenger RNA. RefSeq lists its product as uncharacterized. The transcript has 2 exons. NCBI's taxonomy places the organism in Eukaryota, Metazoa, Arthropoda, Insecta, Lepidoptera, Crambidae. The coding region runs from base 142 to 804 and encodes 220 amino acids. The record is from RefSeq and is a predicted model, not a curated record.
CCCGGUCGGAGUCAAACCGCAGACGCCGCGCGCGUGAGCCGGGUGCACCGCCAGAUAUUUUAAGAAUGUGACAGUUUUAACUAAAAUAUUUUUCUGUUAUCAAGAAGUGUCAUUGUUUUGAAGGUGCACUUUUCAACGAUAAUGUCAAGACUGAUAGUUUUGCUGUUAAUUGCGCAUUUGCAAUUAGUUAUCAACGUGCCUCUAAGCCCCAAUGAGAAGCAAACACAAACCUUCAAGAUCGACCAUAGCAACCCACCGAAUGCAAUCCCAAGUCAUAAUAAUGAGAAACUCCCAAUACUAGUUCCUGUGGUCCAGCCCCAUCACGUGACGUUCGUAGAGCCGAAACUGACAAACGUCAGAAAGAAGAAAGGCCCGAACUUCCCUCUAAUUCACCACCAUCUUCUGGCGCCAACGACUUUGCAUGUCAUACCGAUACACUCCAAUUUUCAUCAGAACUCUAUACAUGCUGGCAUCAACCACAUAAUUUCAAACAAUAAUGUGCCUAUCGUUUCACAUUCGUAUUCACAUGGUAGCUCAAACGCAACUCAUCCCACACAAUUGAUACCAAUUUUGAUACCGAUACAUACACACCUGGUCCCGUUGCAUGAUUUGACGGUCAUACCAUUGCAUAGAGAUGUGCAUCAUGUUGAUCAAAAGCUAAGCCAUUAUAGGGCUUCCAUGGAGAAGAAGGACGCGGAUGAGGAAGAACCAAUAAACAGAUUUAGGUCGUUCUAUGGCGGUUUUGGGAACGGACUCUACAUCGGAGGCCAUGGCGCUGGUCAUGGAUUUUACUCCUAUGGUUAGGUUUAUGUACGAUAUAGAUGAAUAUGAAAAUAAUUCAACAUGACGUUAAAAAUAUGAUUAUCACACAUGAAUUUGUAUGUAACUAAUAUAUUCCUAUUAUUGUCAUAUUGAUGCUCAAAAUGUUUAAAUUAGCUUUAUUAGUGUAGUCAACUACAAUAAGUACGACGCCUACCAACCACUAUAGUUGACUACUUUAAUCUUUAGACAACGUUGAUAUGUAGUAAAAGAAAUAGAUCCUAUCAAAAUAUUUAGAA